Rosa chinensis is the source of this 1663-nucleotide messenger RNA. Its product is annotated as N-glycosylase/DNA lyase OGG1. Gene Ontology annotation, biological process: base-excision repair, AP site formation; base-excision repair; nucleotide-excision repair. The coding region runs from base 68 to 1204 and encodes 378 amino acids. The transcript has 3 exons. The record is from RefSeq and is a predicted model, not a curated record. Gene Ontology annotation, cellular component: nucleus. Gene Ontology annotation, molecular function: 8-oxo-7,8-dihydroguanine DNA N-glycosylase activity; damaged DNA binding. NCBI's taxonomy places the organism in Eukaryota, Viridiplantae, Streptophyta, Magnoliopsida, Rosales, Rosaceae.
GUCUUCCCCUUCCUCUUUUCCCUCUUUCUGGGAUUGGAGGGAAUUGCAAUCCAGACCUGAAAUUUUGAUGCUCUCACUGAAACUGAGACCUCUCUCAACCAUGAAGAAGAGACAGAUCCCAAUCCAAUCGCCUCCAUCCACCCCUCCAACCCCACAAACCCUAAGCUCCAAAUCCAAAAGACCCAAAACCCUCAACCUCAAAUCCCCCAAAUGGGCCCCACUCAACCUCACCCAGUCCGAGCUCUCCCUGCCCCUCACCUUCCCCACCGGCCAAACCUUCCGGUGGAGACAAACCGGCCCUCUUCAGUACACCGGCGUUGUUGGGUCCCACCUGGUCUCCCUCCAGCACCUCCAAAACGGCGACGUUUCCUACUGCCUUCACCAAUCCGCCACUUCCGAGUCCAAUGCCGAGUCGGCUCUGCUCGAUUUUCUCAACAUGGGUAUUUCCCUGGCCGGAAUUUGGGAGGUUUUCUCGGCUUCCGAUUCCAGGUUUGCCGAGCUCGCCACCCAUUUGGGCGGCGCUAGAGUUCUCAGGCAGGACCCACUUGAGUGUUUGAUUCAGUUCCUGUGUUCUUCAAAUAACAACAUUCAGAGAAUUACCAAAAUGGUGGACUUUGUGUCUUCACUGGGGAACCAUUUGGGGUCUGUAGGAGGUUUUGAGUUCCAUGAAUUUCCAUCCUUGGAUCGCUUGGCAAUGGUGUCGGAACAAGAGCUCAGAGAGGCCGGUUUCGGUUAUAGGGCUAAGUACUUAACUGGCACUGUGAAGGCAUUGCAGUCGAAACCUGGUGGAGGUGAAGAGUGGCUUUUGUCUCUUCGGAAACUUGAACUCGAAGAGGUGAUUGACGCUCUUACCACAUUGCCUGGAGUUGGUCCCAAGGUGGCAGCAUGUAUAGCUCUUUUUUCGCUUGAUCAACACAAUGCCAUUCCUGUUGAUACACACGUGUGGAAGAUUGCUACAAGAUACCUCAUUCCUGAGCUAGCAGGGGCUCGUCUGACACCGAAGCUCUGUGGCCGCGUGGCGGAGGCAUUUGUGAGUAAAUAUGGGAAAUAUGCUGGAUGGGCUCAAACUCUGCUGUUUGUUGCUGAAUUGCCUUCACAAAAAGCCCUCCUACCACCACAUUUUUCAAAUACCAAGGAGAGUAAAUCUGCAAAAGGAAAGGGCCGUGGAGUGCAGACUGUAGCGGAUGCCUCAAACAGUGAAUAACAGACUUGAUAUCAUACACGUGAUAAUGCAAUCUGGCGCAAGACCUGGUUGAGUAGAAAUUCUUGUUCUGCAAUGGCAGCGGACUGGCAAGGCCUAUAAAUUUAAGGACCACAAAUGUGAAGCUCGGUAUGCACAAGGGAUUUCUCAAGAAUUUUGAGCUCCUUGCCAAUCAGGACUCAGAAAAAUGAAUGAUAGGGGUAUCUGGACUGCUGGUUGGAAAUGAGUUGCAAAUUAUCGUUCUUUAGGCCUCUGCUCUUUCCUUUGUUACAUCACUGCUAGCCAUUCUUUCUUGUGAACGCUGAACCAAUAUAUCCAUUGAAGUAGUCAUAUUGUUGUGGGAACCGCUAGAGUAUUGAUGCUUGUUGAAAACAUUGUUGUAGAUUUGUGUCUCACUAGGAUUAUUUGUAUUCACUUUAGUUUUUGAAUCAAGUGUGCGUUUAUGUAUGCGCAGAUUUAAUA